GAGUGGCAACCCCAGUCGCGGUUGCGAUCGCGUAGUUUCGUUUACAUAUUUGCUGGCUGUUUUCGCGCAUAUUAUGGAUUUGUUUUUGCGGCUGCCUGGAGGAGCGUGAAAACGCUGCUCGGCUGCUGAGGAAAGCCAUCGGGAAAAGCGGUGCACCAGAGAAAAGCCAACUGUUCCGCGGCCCCUGUGCGCGCGUGUGUGGGUGCAAGCGUCGGCGUGUCGGUGAUCGCGUGGGCGUGUGUGCGUGUCGUGUCACCACUUGUGGCAAAUAUUUGAAGAUUUGCAUUGCGGAGGAAAGUGCCAGAAAGUGAGUGCCAGGCGCCGCCCCCCGCGCUUCCGCCGCCCGCAGCAGCCGCCUUCCCUGGCAACCGCCGCGCCUGCGUCCCGGGGCCACACGCGCUCUGCGCCGCCUGCCUACGUGUCCGGAAAUCCCCCCCAGAAAUGUGGGUCUGCUGCCUAGUCCUCCUGCUGGGCUGCGCAGCCGCGGAGGUCAGCGAGGUGCGGGUGGUCCAGGAGGUGGACAACUUCCUGGAGAAGCCGCACUACCUGCGCAACGAGGAGAUCGGCGCGCUCUUCGGCCAGCUGGCCAGGGACUACCCCGACCUGGCGCAGAGCUACUCGAUAGGCAGCUCCCUGGAGGACCGACCCCUGCACGCCCUGGCCCUGAGCGGCCCCACCGGCGAGUCCCGGGACGGGGACCUGCUCCGGCCCAUGGUGAAGCUGGUGGCCAACAUCCGCGGCGACGAGGCCGUGGGGCGCCAGAUGGUCCUCUACCUGGCCGAGUACCUGGCCACCCACUACGACGGCGACGCGGCGGUCCAGGCGCUGCUCAACCGCACCGAGGUCCACUUUCUGCCCACCUGCAACCCCGACGGCUUCGCCAGGGCCCAGGAGGGCCGUUGCGAGUCGCUGCCCAACUACGUGGGACGCGGCAAUGCGGCCAACGUCGACCUGAACCGCGACUUCCCCGACCGCCUGGAGCAGAGCCAUGUCCACCAGUUGCGCGCCCAGUCCCGUCAGCCGGAGACGGCGGCGCUGGUCAACUGGAUCAUCAGCAAGCCGUUCGUGCUCUCCGCGAACUUCCACGGAGGCGCCGUGGUGGCCAGCUAUCCCUACGACAACUCGCCGGCUCACAACGAGUGCUGCGAGGAGAGCCUGACCCCGGACGACCGGGUCUUCAAGCAGCUGGCCCACACCUACUCGGACAACCACCCCGUGAUGAGGAAGGGCAACAACUGCAACGACAGCUUCGCGGGCGGCAUCACCAACGGAGCCAACUGGUACGAGCUGUCCGGCGGCAUGCAGGACUUCAACUACGCGUUCAGCAACUGCUUCGAGCUGACCAUCGAGCUGUCCUGCUGCAAGUACCCGGCGGCCAGCACUCUGCCCCUGGAAUGGCAGCGCAACAAGGCGGCGCUGCUGCAGCUGCUCCGGCAGGCGCACAUCGGCAUCAAGGGCUUGGUGACGGACGUCAGCGGCUUCCCCAUCCCGGAUGCCAGCAUCUACGUGGCCGGACUGGAUGAGAAGCCGAUGCGCACCUCGAAGCGCGGCGAGUACUGGAGGCUGUUGACCCCGGGCCUGUACAGCGUGCACGCCGCCGCCUUUGGCUACCAGAGCAGCGCCCCCCAGGAAGUGCAGGUGACCAACGAGAACCAGGAGGCCCUGCGGCUGGACUUCAAGCUGACGCCCGUCGAGACGAACUUUGCUGGCAACUUCCGGAAGGUGAAGGUCGAGCGCUCGGAGCCGCCGGAGAAGCGCAAGGAGCAGUACCACGGAUUCCUGACCCCCACCAAGUUCGAGCACCACAACUACACGGCCAUGGAGAGCUUCCUGAGGGACAUGGCCGCCAGCUACCCCUCGCUCACCCGCCUCUACAGCAUUGGCAAGAGCGUGCAGGGCCGCGACCUCUGGGUGCUGGAGAUCUUCGCCACGCCGGGCUCCCAUGUGCCCGGCGUGCCGGAGUUCAAGUACGUGGCCAACAUGCACGGCAACGAGGUGGUGGGCAAGGAGUGCCUGCUGCUGCUCACCAAGUACAUGCUGGAGCGCUACGGCAACGACGACAGGAUAACCAGGCUGGUCAACGGCACCCGGAUGCACUUCCUGUACAGCAUGAACCCCGACGGCUAUGAGAUCUCCAGGGAGGGCGACCGCACCGGCGGCGUUGGCCGGGCGAAUGCCCAUGGCAUUGACCUGAACAGGAACUUCCCGGACCAGUACGGCACGGACAGGUACAACAAGGUGACGGAGCCCGAGGUGGCCGCCCUGAUGAACUGGACGCUCUCCCUGCCCUUCGUGCUGUCCGCCAACCUGCACGGUGGCUCCCUGGUGGCCAACUACCCGUUCGACGAUAACGAGAACGAUUUCAACGACCCCUUCAUGAGGCUGCGCAACUCCAGCAUCAACGGGCGCAAGCCCAACCCCACGGAGGACAACGCUCUGUUCAGGCACCUGGCCGGGGUCUACUCGAAGGCGCACCCCACCAUGCACUUGGCCCAGCCGUGCUCGCUCUUCCCCAACGAGUACUUCACCGAUGGCAUCACCAACGGUGCCCAGUGGUACAGUGUCACCGGGGGCAUGCAGGACUGGAACUAUGUGAGGGCCGGAUGCCUGGAGCUGACCAUCGAGAUGGGCUGCGACAAGUUCCCCAUGGCCGCAGAGCUGCCGCAGUACUGGGAGGAUCAUCGGGAGCCGCUGCUGCAGUUCAUAGAGCAGGUGCAUCAUGGCAUCCAUGGCUUCGUGCACAGCUCCAUUGGCACCCCGAUCGCGGGGGCUGUUGUCCGCCUGGAUGGAGCGAACCACUCGAGCUACAGUCAAACGUUCGGCGACUACUGGAAGCUGGCGCUGCCGGGUCGCCACAAUCUCACCGUUCUGGGCGACAACUACGCUCCGAUGCGGGUGGAGGUGGAGGUGCCCGAUGGCGAGCCCUUUGAGAUGCGCAUGGACGUGACCCUCAUGCCCGACGACCCGCAGCACUGGGCCUCCGCCAACGACUUCAGGAUCAUCGAGAACGUGGUCAACACGCGGUACCACACCAAUCCCCAGGUUCGAUCCCGUCUGGCGGAGCUGGAGAACGAGAACGGGCAGAUUGCCAGCUUUGGUUAUGCGGAUAACGAGUUCAGCAGAUACUUCAACAACUUCAAGAUGACCUCUGAUAUUGGCGAGCCCGAGGAGCACAAGUACAAGCUGCUGGUGGUCAGCUCCCUGUUCGACACAGCCGCCCCCCUGGGCAGGGAAAUCAUGCUCAACCUGGUGCGGCACCUGCUCGAGGGCUUCAAGCUGCAGGACGCCACUGUGCGGAAUCUUUUGAAGCACAGUGUUAUCUACUUCCUGCCGCAGACCAGCAAGUUCGACGAUGUCUUCAACAUGUACAAUGCCAACUCCUCCGUUUGCGAUCCCGUCCUGGGCGAUGAGCUGGCAGAGCGCCUUCUCAACCCGGAGACGGACCAGGCCAAGGACGUGUUCCUGCAGUUCCUGCGCAGCGAACGCUUUGAUCUGAUGCUCACCUUCGGUGCCGGCAGCUCGGAGCUGAGCUAUCCCAAGGGCGACCAGGUGCUGGAAAAGUUCGCCCACGAAAUGCAGCGAACCGAGUUCAACUACUCGCCCCUGCAGUGCCCCCCAUCCGCCACGAGGCAGGCGCAUCGCGAGACCACGGACAGGCUAACCAACAUGAUGUACCGCAUGUACAACCUGCCGGUGUACACCUUGGGCCUCUCCUGCUGCCGGAUGCCGCACCACAAGCAAAUCGCCUCCGUGUGGCGCAAGAACAUCGACAAGAUCAAGAACUUCCUGGCUCUGGUGAAGACGGGAGUGACUGGCUCGGUGCAGAACGACCAGGGACAGCCGCUGAGGGAGGCCUUUGUGCGGCUGCUGGAGCACGAGAGGAUCAUCAAUGUGACGAGGAAUGCGGCGCGCUUCCAGCUGAUGCUGCCCCACGGCCUGUAUGGCCUGGAGGUGACCGCGCCCAACUACGAGACGCAGAUGAUCAAGGUGGACGUGCGGGAUGGCCAGAUAACGGAGCUGGGCAUCAUACGCAUGCAUCCGUACACGCUGCUCCGCGGCGUGGUCAUGGAGCUGCCCACCAAUGGCAACAGGGCCACCACUAGCAUUGCGGGCGUGGUGCUGGACGAGAGCAAUCACCCGGUGCGGAAUGCCAAGGUCUCGGUGGUGGGCCAGACGCAGCUGAGGAACUUCACCAACAGCAUGGGUCAGUACCACAUAUCGGCGGUGCCCCUGGGCAACAUUGCGCUGCGAGUGGAGGCGCCGCGUCACCUGGAGGCCACGCGACAGAUGCACCUGGUUCAGAGUGGCCUGCCCACCGAGAACGUGGUCUUCCACCUGAAGGCCAACGAGCACGUCUUCGGACUGCCCCGCCUGCUGUUCAUCCUGCUGGCCAGUAUUUUGAUCAUCGUCGGCGUGGUGGUCUGCGUGCUGUGCGCCCAGUUCUGGUUCUACCGACGUCACCGGGGCAACAAGCCGUACUACAACUUUUCGCUGCUGCCGCAGAAGAGCAAGGAGCAGUUCGAUCUGGACGACGACGAGGCGGGCGACGAUGGGGAGACGGAGCUCUUCCGGUCGCCAAUUAAGCGUGGCAUGACCAUUCAGCCGUACUUCGACGAGGAGCAGCUGGAGCGCAUCCUGCACACGGACGACGAGGACGACGAUGGGCCGCACAUGGAGCCGGAACUGGACGUGGCCGACGACAGUGGCGACGAGAUAGUGAUGCUGCACAACCACGGCAACAAGCGCCGGCACUAGAUGUCGCCUCGAUCCCAUCAAUCGCCACCAAUCUCAGCUGUCCCAACCAGGAGCCAGGAAGUAGGAACCAGGAACCCCUCGAACCACGAUCCAUGAUCCACUGCAACUACACGACAACCACACACAACAUAACUGUGAUUCAAAACGUUUUCAAGAGAAACCAACGCAAGCAUUGCUCUACCUUUUUUUUUAUUUUGUAUAAUAUAUACAUAUACAUACCCUUAAAUGUAACCUAAUAUUCGAUAUACAAUGAUGCGAUCUGCGUCGGCGCUUCACAUCACAAUCGUCAGCUUUAAAUAGAGAAUGUUGUGCUCCGAACUCCGAACUCCGACCCCCACCCACUCGGCGAAUCUCUCUCCCCAGUCCUUGUAGCCCGAUCAUAUAGAUAUAUACAAUACUUAUCUGUCCAGCCAGAGCACAGCAAGCGCAACCGAAACCUAACUUAAGACUGAGAGCCUUGCUACUCUGGCGAAGAGAAAUGAUGUUCUGAGAGAUACGAAACACGCGAAUCUUGGGAAACAGAAUCAGCAGGCCACAGCCGAGUGCCUACAGAGCGGUUCGAGUUGCCAAGUGGCCUAAUGUCUUGCUUAAAUAUUUAAAAUGUACCUAGUAAUAGUUCAAUUCUAAUGUGAAUGCUUAAGCAUACCUAUUUAUUCUGCUGGGGAAUGGCGAUGUGAACUUUAAACUGCUCAAAAGCUGUUGGUUGUAAAGAUCACUUUCAAUCCUAGUACUUAAUUUAGUAAAACUGGCCUGCAAAUCCAUAUGUCUUAUAGAUAGUGCCACAAACGACAACCCUAUGUACGCAUAGACCUGGCAGUCUAUUCAUAGCUUCCAAAACCCAAUACUUUACAAGAACAGCUGGAAAAAGAAAAGGAAAUGCGCAGCUUGCUUAGGGAGAUCAUAACAAACCAGUUAACAGCUUUUGUAAUAUUUUCUUGGAUAUGUCUAACUUAUUAAACACGAAUAUACAAAAAAACAUGCGAAUACUGCACGAUUUUAGCUAUACAGAGCACAGCAAGACAAAGAAGUGAGAGAGGAGGAGAACCUACAUAUUCCACAAGGUGCAGCAUUUACUUAUAUGAAUAUACACACUUAUAUCGUAUACAUAUCCACAAAUAUGGCAAUUAAAACUAUGUAAGCAUUAUCUCAAUAAAUUAAUAAUGUACCUACGAA
Molecule: messenger RNA, 5928 nt
Organism: Drosophila biarmipes
Lineage: Eukaryota; Metazoa; Arthropoda; Insecta; Diptera; Drosophilidae
Gene: svr
Product: carboxypeptidase D
Exons: 9
Coding region: 442-4755 (1437 amino acids)
Biological process (GO): proteolysis
Molecular function (GO): zinc ion binding; metallocarboxypeptidase activity
Source: RefSeq, a predicted model, not a curated record